Messenger RNA from Cladocopium goreaui, 660 nucleotides. The record is from the annotation of a GenBank genome assembly. NCBI's taxonomy places the organism in Eukaryota, Dinophyceae, Suessiales, Symbiodiniaceae.
UGCUCCCAGUGGUUUUCUAUGGGUGCUCAUCCACAUCCCUCGUCGCAAUGCCGUCGUUUGCCCAACGUACCUUUGCCUGCUCCGGUGGUUGCCCCGGUGCUCUCGGCACUGUACUGGUGCUGUGGCUGCGAACGCCACCAUGCUGCGGCGUUCGCAUCGAUCAUGGUCCACCCACUCUAAAAGAGGCCGUGGAAUCUGCGCCAGUCACUCUGAAACUUGGAGCUGCCAAGAGAAGGAUAAGUUCGAGGCAGUGAAAGAGGACAUCAAAGUCUACACUGCGAUGUGGGGUCACUGCCCUUCGGAGCUGGGAUCUCUUCAUUUCGAUGAUCCGUACACCCAGAGUUUUACCUAUGGCCUGGGAUGCAACAUCAAGGCGCUUUGCCACUGCCAGCACAAUCCGAUCCUCACCUGCGCCACGAAUUCAUACGUCUGGAAGAUUCCUGACGCGGUGGAACCCUUCACCAAAACUUUUGGCUAUUGUCGCGUCGCUCCCUGGGUGUUCAUCACGUUGGCAGGGCUAGGUGUGCUGCUGAUCGCCCUGAUCAUCUUCUGCGCACGGAAGAGACGUGCUUUGGGAUGAGAAAACUCUGCGGCUCGCGCCUUGAGUGCCUUUCAUCGUCUUUCAUCCAUCAAGAGAGAGAGAGAAAGAGAAAAGAGAAA